AGAGAAGGAGAUUCUCAUUGGAGAGAGAAACAAGAGAAAGAAGAUCCUUUUGCAGGUUUUUAGAAAAAGGGGGAGAAAAAGAAGGAAAAACAAAAAGCAUCCUCCGUGCUGAGGCCAUCUUGGUUGCACUGCUACCCUCUGGAAUCCAGACCUGAUUCUUAUUAAGUUAAGUGUCGCGGCUUUGGAGAAGAACUCCAACAAGGGUGGAAUGAUGUUCUCCAAGUUGAAGUGGCUGAUUGUGAUCCAGCUCCUGCUGAAUGAACAGACUCUGUGCAGGGUCCCACCGCCUCGGACUCAGGGGAACACUCUGCUCCUAAAAACUGACCGCCACGGAGAGGUGGAAGAAACUGACAAACAGGAUCAUCAGACUUUCCUGGGAUCACAUCUCCAGCUCAGAUUCUCGUCUGCUGAAAAGACUGAUACUGUAUCAGUGGCUGCACAUAAAGAGGAGAGAGUCCAGUCUGCCAAACUUAUGGUAUCAGGCCUCAGGGCGAAGCUUCAGGGGCAGAUUCAAGAUCAUCUCCAUAGUCAAGGGAACAUCAGCUGUGAGGAGCUUCUGUCUGCCAGCACCGGGGACGACUCUUUGUCCUCCAUGUUCCCCCAGGAGCUGCUGGGUCUCUCUCUAGUGCCUGUGUUGGCAGUGGCAGGAUGCCCAAAGCAGGCACAGACCCUGGUGCUGAAGCUGUAUGACCUGCUGGGAGUGGCAGACACGGAGGAGCUCCUGAUGGAGCUGCAAGGUCUCAUAGUGCGGAGGUUGAGCAAGUCAGCAUCUACACCAGCACCUGCACCAGCAACAUCGUUGACAGAGAGAGAUCAAGCAGGGCGCCACAUAGAGGCCGUGAUGUUCAACAUCCAGCAGCUGGUGAUGGUGGGAGAAGAAACCACCAAGCAGGAGGGACGUUGUGACGGUUGGACCAGGGUGAACGGAACCAUGCUGGUGGGGACAGGUGUGGAGCGAGCCACAGGUGGACUGGAGGAGGCAGUGGACAGCUGUGAGCGACUGGGAGUCCUGUGUGCCGGUGUGACCAGCAGUGGACUGCUCACACCUGGCAUGUACCGGGCAGUGCUGAAGAAAGGCAGCCGUAUCAUGCCAUCGGACUCCGCAGGGUCUGAGUGCUGGAUCCGUCAGUGCAGUGCGGAGGAAUAUAUUUCCAUCCCUGCUGCUCCAGGUCGACGGAUGAAGCGCAGCCCCGAGGGGAGCUGCAUAAACAAGCGCGAGGAGCGUGUGUACAACGUGGUGGAGUGGAUCCCUGCAGUCAGCACCCUCUACAACCUGGGCACAGCCGUGUAUUAUGCCUCAGUCAACUGCUCUGAAACAGCCAAGGAGCGAGCCAUCCUCAGUGCGGUUGACCUGGGCACAGACGCCCUCAUGGUUGCCACAGGGGGGACUGCCGGGGUGGCAGGUUAUGCUCUGGGUGCUGGGGUGAAGACGGGCGUGAAAGCCGGGGUCAGGUUCCUCCUCAACUCCAUGAAGCAGGAAGACGACGUGCUGGUGAACCAGUUCAGUUGGGAGGAGGGUGUCAUCACCAUCCAGUAGACUGAAGGAUCACUGAAUCAGCCUGGGAAGGGUUAAAUAGUUUCUACAUUUUUUGACAAUGACACAAGGAUCGGUGUUUGUUAGUUGACAUGGUUGGGGAGAAACAAAUAGGUUUACCAGAUUUAGUAUAAUGUAGUUUAUAUAGAGAACAAGAUUACAUUACUCAGUGGAAAAUCUGAAUCACAUCUUGAAAGGGGAAAAAUAGCCUUUUCUGUUUGUGUGGCCAUGAACACAAACCUACUUCUGACACAGUAAAUAUUUUUUAUUGCAGUUAAUGUCAGUAGCUUUCAUUCUGUCUGUACAUUCAAGUCAAUUAGUUGUUGUUGUUUUUAAGAAGACAAUCUUACCUACAAAAUAAAAUGAGGUAAAAAACAUUAUAUUGCAAUACAGCAGUUGUUAACAAUCUCAGUAGUCUUACCCCAGAACGUGAGCUAUAAACAUUUGCAUUUAGAAAGUGUAUAAGUGUAACAGUAGUAGAGUAACAAGUGAUCAUAUUCAGCAGCAACAUUUAAAGAACUUGUCUCAGGAAGCUCAACCCUUGAACCCUCAAGACUGUGAUUUUUGCCCUCCAUCCUUGUCUUUUCUGCAACGGUGUAUUAGGGCAAUUGUAGGUUCAAAAGAAAUCAAUUAAUUAAAUAAUACAUUUUACAAGAAAAAUCUCAGAUAUUCCUUGAAUGGUAGAUUUUAUAUUAUAGACUAUUAUUGCUAAUAUUGUUAUUAUUUUUUGGUUAUUUCCUUUAUGGCUCUAAUACACAGUCGAACUAACAGGCCGUUAUACUUCUCUUCUGCUCACUUACCUUCCUCACCCUUGCUGUUGUCUUCCUCCAAUCAAAACCUUUUGCCACGCAAGAGUCAAACUAUCUCCUCUGGGACUACACUAUUAUUUUUUAUGUUUCCUUUAAAUGGUAACACAUUGAAUAUUAAAGGCUUGCUUACA
Messenger RNA from Scophthalmus maximus (turbot), 2474 nucleotides. It is a transcript of the gene apof, whose product is annotated as apolipoprotein F. The record is from RefSeq and is a predicted model, not a curated record. The transcript is spliced from 2 exons. Bases 209 to 1537 code for a protein of 442 amino acids. Gene Ontology annotation, biological process: cholesterol metabolic process. NCBI's taxonomy places the organism in Eukaryota, Metazoa, Chordata, Actinopteri, Pleuronectiformes, Scophthalmidae.